CAAAAGGCCUUUUGAUACAACAACUUGCUUUCAGAAACCUUCAAACCACCCCCUCUGUUUGAUACCUUGAACUUGAACUUUUUUCUGCGUUUUUUUUUCCACCCAUUGAGGAGACAUAUGGCUAGAGCUGGGGUCAGAAUGACAAAGAUAUUAUUGUUUAGGGGAGCUAAGGCUAAGUCACUUGGACACGGCAUGAGCAAGCUUGCAGGGGUGGAUCAAGGAGCAAAACCUAGAAGUUCAGAUGAGAAGGGUACUGCUGACAAGGGAGGGGACCAGCCACCCUACUGGGUCCCACAUCCUCGUACUGGGAUAUACUUCCCAAAAGGACAUGAAUGGGUGAUGGAGGAAGUUCCAAAUGGUGCAGCCUCCUUUGGUCAGACCUAUUGGCUGAGGAACACUGAUGGAGUUGAUAAACCAGACCUUUAUCAAAUUUCAAAUGAUCAAUCCAUGACUGGAAAGUAUUAAGUUCAUGCUAACAAUAAGUUAUGAAUUUCAUGAAGUGUGAAGAGGGAUUGUGAAAGGUUAUGGCCUUACUGUCACUAGAAAAUAAUCAUCUCUCAUUUAUGAAACGGAUAAAUUUCAGGUACUGUUUGAUAACGUUUUCAUUUCCCUCCGAAUAAAUCUGUUAUCCCAUAUGAGAUGACUAACCUUAGUAAACAAGCAUCAAUGGUGCUGUUCUUGUACAUAGAACAUAGGGAUAAAUGAAAAUAAGUUUAGUCUGCUUGAG
This is a messenger RNA of Ilex paraguariensis (yerba mate), 727 nucleotides long. The record is from the annotation of a GenBank genome assembly. Lineage: Eukaryota; Viridiplantae; Streptophyta; Magnoliopsida; Aquifoliales; Aquifoliaceae.